AUGGUAAACUCUCCAUCCUCAAAACACCCAACCCCACAUUCUGUAAGCCCAAGACACCAUAUUCAUGCAACAAAAGAAGACCGUUUGUCCAAAUAUAGGAAUGGGAAAGAGAAGGAUACAACAGUGACAAAGUAUAGGCCUUUGGAGGUCGUGACUUUUAAUCCUCCAUUAGAUGCUAUAAAGCAUGGGCAUGGAGAGAGUGGUAUGAGGUAUAUUUUUGGGGAUCUUCCUUUAGACGACUUUGAGCAGGGGAAGAUUAAAGAAAUGCAUGCAUAUCUCAAAUCUAGACACGUUUCAUUAAAAAAUACGGCCUUUUGUGAUAAUCAUCUUUUAUUAAGAUACUUACAGGGUAAUGAAUAUAAUUUUGUCAAGGCAUGGAAUGAUAUUAAGCGUCAUGUGAGGUGGAGACAGAAUUUCAGGAUGAUUGAAGAUAGGGACAAAUUAGAAAGGUUACUAAGAAAGGGGUACUGCUAUAUACAUGGAAGAGACAAAUUAUUAAGGCCUAUCAUAGUUUUCAGAGCUAAAGCAUUUUCAGAUGGGGAAGAACCUGAUGAUAUAAUUCACGUAGUUUAUUACUGGUUUGAGUUUGUGAUAACAAACAUGCUUGCGUGGAAUAGAGUUGAACAGUGGAGAGUUAUUAUGGACCUCCAAGAUGUCACUUUGUAUAAUGCACCCAUUUCGCUUCUGAAAGAUAUUGCAAUAAAUCUGCAAAGAAACUACAGGGGAUAUCUUGCACAGAUGUCAUUUAUCAACGCACCUAUAAUUUUUUGGGGGUUGUGGCAGGCAAUUAGUCUCGUUCUGCCUCAAUCUACUCGAGAUAAAAUAACAUUAUGUACCUCAGAUUACAAGUCUGAAUUCCUGAAAUGUAUUAACCCAAACCAGCUUGAAAGAAGGUAUCACGGAAUUGCCCCUGAUGUAAAUUCAUUCAGAGAACCUAUAUUACCUCCUUUGAAUUAG
This is a messenger RNA of Cryptosporidium ubiquitum, 957 nucleotides long. RefSeq lists its product as uncharacterized. The transcript has a single exon. Lineage: Eukaryota; Apicomplexa; Conoidasida; Eucoccidiorida; Cryptosporidiidae. The coding region runs from base 1 to 957 and encodes 318 amino acids. The record is from RefSeq and is a predicted model, not a curated record.